Molecule: messenger RNA, 1702 nt
Organism: Chaetomium strumarium
Lineage: Eukaryota; Fungi; Ascomycota; Sordariomycetes; Sordariales; Chaetomiaceae
Product: Acetamidase/Formamidase
Exons: 10
Coding region: 383-1702 (439 amino acids)
Molecular function (GO): hydrolase activity, acting on carbon-nitrogen (but not peptide) bonds, in linear amides
Source: RefSeq, a predicted model, not a curated record
GGUGAAGUCGUAAUACCCGUCAGUGUCACCAUGUGUUAUCACUCGGCGCUGAUAAGCGUGUAAGCCGGCCCUUGACGAUAGCCGUCGCCUCACCUCAAGGAAUCUACACAAGUCAAUUGAUAGUGUCUGACUUAAGGAAUUACGUCUUUGAUCGACUGAUUGGGGCUAAUGCAUGUCCUGUCCCAGGAAAAGGGGUGCGGGGUAGUCUUGGAUGGUUGGGAGGCCGGAUGAUCGGACGGGAACUAGAACGAGGUAUAAGAGGCAUGGUUCCCAGUGGAAGUUGUAUGUCUGGAUGUAUCCUGUCUUGAUCAUUCCGGUAACAGUACCAGGUAUUAUUGCGAUUCACCUCACUUCAAAGGUCACACUGCAGUAGCGAGACACAAUGGGCAAGUCGGCUAUCCGGACGGUCUGCAAAGUUGACCUUGACAAGCCUGCUUCGGAGCAGCCCCAUCUUCACAACAGAUGGCAUCCCGACAUUCCCUUCGCGGCGACCAUAAAGGAUGGCGAGACUGUGAAGAUCGAGUGUCUUGACUGGACUGGCGGUCAAAUCAAGAACGACGACUGUGCCGACGAUAUCAAGAACGUCAACCUUACGAAAGUCCACUACCUCUCUGGGCCAUUCGAGAUUGAGGGUGCGGCCCCGGGUGAUCUGCUCCUCGUCGAGAUCAUGGACGUCCAGCCGUUCCAGGACCAGCCGUGGGGCUUCACUGGGGUGUUCGACAGGCGCAACGGUGGUGGGUUCCUAGAUGAGAUCUACCCCUCGGCUGCCAAAGCGAUCUGGGACUUCGAAGGCAUUUAUUGCACGAGCCGCCACAUCCCCCACGUCAAGUUUGCCGGGCUCAUCCACCCGGGCAUUCUGGGUUGCGCCCCGUCUGCCGAGGUCCUCGCGCAGUGGAAUACGCGUGAGGCCGAGCUGAUUGCGGCAAACAAGCUCGACCGCGAUGUCGCUCAUCCACCCCAACCCCUCAGUGUCCACGCCGGGAGUGCAGGCGCGAACUUGACGGAGAAGGUUGGCCGGGAGGGUGCAAGGACUAUUCCUGGCCGUCCGGAACACGGAGGGAACUGUGAUAUCAAAAACCUCUCCCGCGGCUCCAAGGUAUACCUACCCGUCCACGUACCGGGCGCCAAGUUCUCGGUCGGCGACCUUCACUUCUCGCAAGGCGACGGCGAGAUCUCGUUCUGCGGUGCCAUCGAGAUGGCGGGUGUCAUCACCAUCAACUUCACCGUCAUCAAGAACGGCAUGGCCGACCUGGCUCUGAAAAGCCCCGUCUACAUUCCCGGCCCCGUCGAGCCCCAGUUUGGGCCGGGACGGUAUAUCUACUUCGAAGGCUUCUCGGUUGACGAGCACGGGAAACAGCACUACAUGGACGUGACAGUCGCCUACCGCCAGACGACGCUCCGCUGCAUCGAGUACCUCCGGCGUUUUGGAUACUCAGACUACCAGAUCUACCUGCUGCUGUCCUGCGCGCCGAUCCAGGGGCAUGUGGCGGGGAUUGUGGAUGUUCCAAAUGCGUGCACCACGCUGGGGCUGCCGAUGGAUAUCUUUGGCUUUGACAUCUCGCCUCAGGCAGCGGCCGGAGUGAAGAAGAUGGAUAUGGGACGCUGCGCGUUUGAGACGGGCCGGACGGAAGGGGUGGUCUGUCGGGACGGCGGGAGGAAUAGUCAGGUUAGUUUUGGAGGGGGUUUGACAUACAAGGUGUAG